GUUUUGGAUUUCUAAAUUGUUAAAUAAAAUCUAAUUCCUGUAUGCAAGAAUGUGAACAUCCUAAUCCCCUUGAUCAAUGGGAUUGAUUACAAAAGGGUUGUUGGUUUCAAAGUCUGGUGAUUAGAUGAUGUGGAUAUGAGGAUGUUGUAACUCAGAUAUGCUUCUUUCACAGGCUGUGUAAGAGUCAAGACCUGAAAAAUGGCAUUGGCAGCAAUUGAUCCACAGCAGAACAUUGUAUCAAGGGUUGUCAACCUUCCAUUGGUGAGCUCCACCUAUGAUAUGGUGUCCACAGCUUACAUCACCACAAAGGAUAACCAUCCUUAUCUGAAGUCAGUAUGUGAGAUAGCAGAGAAAGGAGUGAAGACAAUUACUUCGGUAGCCAUGACAAGUGCUAUGCCUAUCAUCCAAAAACUGGAACCACAAAUUGUAGUUGCCAACAACUAUGCGUGUAUAGGUCUAGACAAAAUUGAAGAGAGACUGCCUAUACUGAAUCAACCCACUGACAAGGUUGUUGCCAAUGCUAAGGAUGUAGUUGUUGGAGCCAGAGAAGCUGUAACAACCACUGUGACUGGUGCCAAGGAAACAGUUGCUCACACGAUCACUGGAGUUGUGGGCAAGACUAAAGAAGCAAUGCAAGACAGCGUAGAAAUGACCAAGUCAGUUGUCAAUGGCAGCAUUAACACUGUCCUGGGAAGUCGUGUGGUGCAAAUGGUGAGCAGUGGAGUGGACAGUGCUCUCACUAAAUCAGAGACCCUUGUAGACCAGUAUCUCCCACUUACAGAAGCAGAACUAGAGAAAGAAGCUGCAAAAGUUGAAGGUUUUGAAGUUGGAGUUCAAAAGCCAAGCUACUACGUUAGACUGGGAUCUCUGUCUUCAAAGGUCCGCACACGUGCCUAUCAACAAGCCUUAAACAAAGUUAGAGAUGCUAAACAGAAAAGCCAGGAGACAAUCUCUCGGCUCCAUCACACUGUUAGUCUGAUCGAGUAUGCCAGAAAGAACAUGAAUAGUGCCAAUCAGAAACUUCUUGAUGCUCAGGAAAAGCUUUAUCAAUCCUGGGUAGAAUGGAAGAAAAAUACAGGCCAAAAUGAGGCUGAUGAACUGCAUAGCGCUGAGCACAUUGAGUCAAGAACUCUAGCUAUUGCACGGAGCCUCACUCAGCAGCUUCAGACCACCUGCCUCACACUGGUCUCAAGCCUACAGGGGCUGCCACAGAAUGUGCAGGAUCAGGUUUACAGUGUUGGGUCAAUGGCAGGUGAUGUCUACCAGAGCUUUUGGUCAGCAUCCUCCUUCCAAGAAUUAUCAGACAGCUUUCUUACCACUAGCAAAGGACAGCUGAAGAAAAUGAAGGAGUCUCUGGAUGAUGUGAUGGAUUAUCUUGUUAACAACACGCCGCUCAACUGGCUGGUUCCAGAUUUCACUAUUACAGACCUGUCUUCAGAGUCAGAUGAUAUCCCAGACAUUUUGGAUUUGGAUGAAGACGAUCAACAAGACUUUUCACGCACAAAUGGCCCUUACACUACAGGGCAAAGAGCUGAAUAAAGAGAAGCAUAAAAAUGUCUUUUUGAUACAAUGUACUUUUGCCAUGUUUAACUUAGAUUUCUCCUUUUUAAAGAUGAACCUGCCUAGCUUAGGGAUUUUGGGGAUAUUUUUUUUUAAUCACUAUUGUUUCACUUAGCUGUAUCAAAAUUCUGAUUUUUUUCUACCUAACAAAUGCAUGCUACAUUAAUUCAUUGGCAUGGGUGUCAAGCUCCCAUUCUACAAGCCAGGUAUAGCCUAGCCAGUGUAUCCAACUGAUGUAAUCUUUGUUAGUGAUUUGUUCUCCUGCUGGCAGCAGCCAUGAGAACACUCCAGUGCUUUGCGUAAAAGGCUGCCAACAAAAGGAGUUGACGAGGAUUUCCCCACAAAAUUUCCCCUUUCAGUCUACAUGGAAAGCACUUCUGCAUCUACCUCUUUUCUGCUGGAAGGGGUAAGUGACUUUGUCUCAGAUUCUCUCAGGUUCUUUUUUUUAGGCUCUGUACCUACAGAGCUUAGAAGCUUAGAGCUUCCCUUUGGCAAGAGCGCUUUAUGCACAAAAGGACUCCCUUUCUCUCUACAUGCCUUCUGUGUGCAAAAAUUCUGGCCAUCCUGAUGCUAUCAGUUGUGGGGCCUGAGAUUAGAAGAGGGUACAUACUUAAAAAGCAAAGUUUUCCAGGAAUAAGGAUGACAGUUAAAAAAGAAAGGGGAAGAGACUGAAAAAAGUAAGGCAAAAUGGAGGGCAAAGAGAUACAGACAGAUGUGGGACAAAAGAAAAUUGCAAAAAAAGAGAAUUUAAGGUAGGUAUACUUCUGGUGACAGUGAUGACCUUUUUAUGUUUAAAUAAAAUCUCAGUCAAAUAUUUGCUAAGGAAUGUCGAAUCCGCAUUUGCUCGCACACAGUGACUUCUGUAGGAGUUGGGGUGAAUGGGAACUGGACUGGAAGCAGGCUUGUUACAUUUCUUUCUGAGGAUCAGGCUGAACAACUCCCGCAGAGAUCUCCUCGAUGCCGCCGGGGUGACUGCAGCAAGUCCGGAGAUGUCGCACGGUGCCACUUUUGCACAGCCGCGGAAACGUUACUCGGCAGUCGGUACAGCUGUGAGGUCGGCACCUCUGCUCUCCCGUCAUGUAACGCUUGGUUGUUGUGAAAACUUUGAAGUCCAGUCACUGAAAUGCCUUGGAAUAAAAGUUUGAACCGCACAGCCUGCCGCCGG
This is a messenger RNA of Gymnogyps californianus (California condor), 2725 nucleotides long. It is a transcript of the gene PLIN2, whose product is annotated as perilipin 2. Bases 199 to 1539 code for a protein of 446 amino acids. Gene Ontology annotation, cellular component: lipid droplet; cytosol. The transcript has 8 exons. Gene Ontology annotation, biological process: positive regulation of triglyceride storage; lipid storage. The record is from RefSeq and is a predicted model, not a curated record. Lineage: Eukaryota; Metazoa; Chordata; Aves; Accipitriformes; Cathartidae.